AUGAUUGCUUACAUAACUCAUAGGCUGGGAGAAAAAUCGAAUUUAGAAGGCAAUGAGGAAUUUGAUAAAUGUAUUCAAAAUAAAGUUGAAGGAUUUAGUAGUACGUUAAAGAAGAAAUGGUUAGAUUCAAAUCGGUGUUUGACUAAAUUUUUAAAAAAAAAUGAUAAUUGGUUGGAUUUAGAAUUUAAAAUUCCAUUAUUGAAAAAAUGUGAAGAAUUGUAUGAACCUUCCACAAGUUCUGGUAGGCCACGUAAAUCUUUUUUAGAGUCAAGUGAUCGUUCUAAGCGCAGGCAAAUAAAAAACCUAAGAGAAAUAACUUCAUCAGAUGAAUUAAUCUGUGCAGCAAAAUCGACAUUGUAUGUUGAAGGGAAACGUGCUGCAGCCGAUCUUGUUUCCCAGGCAACAGAGUAUUCUCCCCAACGUGCAAUAAAGAUUAGAAAAUUGUAUAAAAAUGAAGCGAAAAAUAAAUAUACUUCUUACACAGAUGAUGAGGCUGUAGCAUUUAUCAUCGAUACUCACAUGACUAAAAAUGCGUAUCACAAAACUAGAUUAGGUGCUAAAAAACACGGAGCUGACAUAUACCCUUCGUAUGAUAGAGUUCGAUUAGCUAAAUAUAGAUGUUACCCUGAAAGUAUAAUUAUAAGUGAAAUAAGUGCGUCAGUUCCACUUCAAAAUUUGUUGGACCAUACAAUUAAACGGUUAUGGGAAACAUUAGAUUUUGAUGAUACAAUUGAUUAUGCGGAAGAGUAUUCCGAGCUCAAAUUUAUAUGUAAGUGGGGGUGCGAUGGUAGUUCGGGUCACAGCGAAUACCACCAAAGUUUUCAUGAUAUAGAAACUGAUGAUACCGAGUGCAGACAAAAUGCUAUAACUGACAGUAGCAUUGUUUUAUUCUGUAUUGUGCCAUUGCGUCUUACAGGAGUUAUUAAGGUUUCGAACACUCGAGUUAUUUUGUGGGAAAAUCCGACACCCUCUUCUACCCGAUACUGUAGACCUUUAAAAAUUUUACAUGCAAAAUAA
This is a messenger RNA of Macrosiphum euphorbiae (potato aphid), 1017 nucleotides long. NCBI's taxonomy places the organism in Eukaryota, Metazoa, Arthropoda, Insecta, Hemiptera, Aphididae. The record is from the annotation of a GenBank genome assembly.